Molecule: messenger RNA, 3254 nt
Organism: Panthera uncia (snow leopard)
Lineage: Eukaryota; Metazoa; Chordata; Mammalia; Carnivora; Felidae
Product: cytosolic carboxypeptidase 2-like
Exons: 17
Coding region: 94-2706 (870 amino acids)
Biological process (GO): proteolysis
Molecular function (GO): metallocarboxypeptidase activity; zinc ion binding
Source: RefSeq, a predicted model, not a curated record
UGUGUAAUCAGCUGCCCUUUUGGAAAUCGGGCGGGGGUUGUGGCUGGACGCCGGUGUCACUGACUUGUCUUCAGCAUAGAAUGCAGAAGUAACAUGUUCCCAGCACUGGAAACAGAGGUAAAGCAGGAGACUCUUCCUGAUCCCUAUGAAGACUUUAUGUACCAUCAUCUUCAAUACUAUGGCUACUUUAAAGGUCACAGAGGUAGUUUACCAACCUCAGCUACACACCAGCAUGUUUGGAAGAAUAAUCCUCGAUACCUGUUGACCGGCUUUUUUGGAGAAAGACAGGGUAUGGUACCAGACCCUCUGCAAAAGGAGAAGCUUCUGUGGCCCACCUGUAUAUCUUCACCUGUGCAUAGACAGAUAGAAGCUGUGAGCAGAGAUUCUCUUAUGCUUAGUUCACCACUUCUUAAGAGCAGGCAGCUUCUUCAUGAUGAAUUUGGUGAAGUCAGCCCAUGUCUUCGAGAACCCCGAGAUCUCUUUACCUUCUUCUCUAGCAGUGGGCCUCUGCAGGCUCCGAGGUGGCCAAUAGAAUGUGAGGUCAUCAAGGAAAACCUUCAUCAUAUUGAGUGGGUUCCACCUCAACCAGAAUAUUUCUAUCAACCUACAGGAAAUGAAAAGUUACCAGAAAUUGUAGGAGAAGAAAAAGGCACAGUUGUCUUUCAAUUAGAUUCAGUGCCCACCGAAGGUUCCUAUUUCACUAGUUCCAGAGUGGGAGGCAAGCGAGGGAUCAUCAAGGAGCUUGCUGUUACGCUGCAAGGACCUGAGGACAAGACUCUCCUGUUUGAGUCAAGGUUUGAGAGCGGGAAUCUGCAAAAAGCUGUCAGAGUAGAUACCUAUGAGUAUGAGCUCACCUUGCGAACUGACCUCUAUACAAACAAACACACUCAGUGGUUUUAUUUUCGAGUGCAGAAUACUAGAAAAGAUGCCACCUACCGCUUCACCAUUGUCAACUUGCUAAAACCCAAGAGCCUUUAUACUAUAGGGAUGAAGCCACUCAUGUACUCCCAGUUGGACGCCAAGACCCACAACAUUGGCUGGAGAAGAGAAGGAAAUGAAAUCAGGUACUAUAAGAACAACAGGGACGAUGGGCAGCAGGCCUUUUACUGUCUCACGUGGACCAUUCAGUUCCCACACGACCAGGACACUUGCUUCUUCGCACACUUCUAUCCAUAUACAUACACUGACUUGCAGUGCUACCUGCUGUCAGUGGCAAACAACCCUGUCCAGUCUCAGUUCUGCAAACUCCGAACUUUAUGCAGGAGCCUUGCAGGAAAUACCGUCUACCUGCUCACCAUCACCAACCCAUCCCGGACCCCUCAAGAGGCAGCUGCAAAGAAAGCUGUGGUCUUGAGUGCCAGAGUCCACCCCGGAGAAAGUAACAGCUCCUGGAUCAUGAAAGGCUUUUUGGACUUCAUCCUGAGCAACUCUCCAGAUGCCCAGCUCCUCAGAGAUAUCUUUGUCUUCAAAGUGGUUCCUAUGUUAAAUCCAGAUGGAGUGAUUGUGGGGAAUUACCGGUGUUCAUUGGCUGGAAGGGACUUGAAUAGACAUUAUAAAACCAUUCUGAAGGAGUCUUUCCCUUGUAUCUGGUACACCAGGAACAUGAUCAAAAGACUUCUUGAAGAAAGGGAGGUUCUCUUGUAUUGUGAUUUCCAUGGCCACAGCCGUAAGAAUAAUAUCUUCUUGUAUGGCUGUAAUAACAAUGAUCGCAAGUACUGGCUUCAUGAGCGAGUCUUUCCUUUAAUGUUAAGCAAAAAUGCGCCAGAUAAGUUCUCUUUUCAUAGUUGUAAUUUUAAGGUCCAAAAGUGCAAAGAAGGAACAGGACGAGUUGUAAUGUGGCGGAUGGGAAUCCUGAACAGCUACACCAUGGAAUCUACCUUUGGGGGGUCCACACUGGGCAAUAAAAGAGAUACUCACUUUACUACUGAGGAUCUAAAGUCUCUAGGUUAUCAUGUUUGUGACACCCUUCUGGAUUUCUGUGAUCCUGACCGAACCAAGUUCAUGCAGUGCCUAACAGAGCUUAAAGAGCUCUUACAACAAGAAAUCCAUAAGAAAUUCAAUGAGCUUGGACAAGAUAUGGAUUUAGAAGGAAGUUGGAGUGACAUCUGCUUGUCUGACAUUGAAUCCAGCACCAGUGGUUCUGAUAGUUCCCUCUCAGAUGGUCUCCCUGUUCACCUACUGAACGUAGCAGAUGAGUUGAAUCAAAAGAAGAAGAUGUAUAAGAAGAAAAAAAAGAAGCCGCUUCAGACUAGGAAACAGCGAAAUGAACAGUAUCAGAAAAAUAAUUGGAUGCAGGAGUUAAAGUUAACAGAAGAUGCCCUGUCCUUCCAGGAAAGGGCAGGGUUUGCUUCUUCUACCCUGCAAAAACAGCCUACCUUUUUCAGAAAUUCAGAGAAUGCCAGUUCUUCAGCGAUGAGAAAUGAAAAACCAAGGUUGAAUGAGGUAGUAUUACAUGGAAGAGACAAGGGCACCUCGCUGGACCCAUCAAAAAUGCCCUCCUUGAUCCUGACUAAGAAUAAAGAGAGAAUGCAGACGGAGAAGCCAAGAUCCACAGUGUCGUGCUCUCCCAAGAGAAGCACAAACUCCAGCCAAGAGCCAGCUCCAGAUAUGAAGUCACACUGGUCCAGGAACAGAUAUCCUGCCACAAAGAGAGGCCGCGCCGCCAUGACGGUUUACCCCUCCUUGCACAUAUACACGUACCCAUAGGGGGCCUUGGCCACACAGGAGCGUCAUUGGCAGUGGGGCUAGACACGUAAUGAGGGGAGUUGCGUGACUUGGGGUACACUGCGUUGCGUGCUCAUGGUGCACUGACCUUACGCUGUGUGCUUACAUUGCAUGCAUGCCCUCGGGACUCAUACCUCAUGAAUCAGGUUUUUUUUCAUAAAGUGAAAUUAUAUUAUGAUGUAUACAAAAGCUUCCUUUAUCAGAAAUUGAGGUGUGUGUUCAUGAACCCACAGCACAGAUAUACCUCAUUCUAACCAGUACAUAGUCUUUCUAAAAUUAUGUGCAAAUUAAGAGCUCAAAUUCUAUUUUAAACCUAUUCUGGGAGUGUGCUGUGUUUAAAAAGUCUUGCGUCAAAGCUUUCUAGCAAUGAAUGGUCAGACUGUGAUUAUCAGAUUGGCUCAUGGUAGCUCAUUGGCUCAUACCACACAGAGAGAACAAUUCGUGUAUUCGCCAGUUUAGUCUUACAUCUAUUAUGUUCAACACGGUUACGUAUGUUUUUUAACCCAUUGAUUAAAAUUCUUUCUCUCUAA